Messenger RNA from Fibroporia radiculosa, 324 nucleotides. RefSeq lists its product as uncharacterized. Lineage: Eukaryota; Fungi; Basidiomycota; Agaricomycetes; Polyporales; Fibroporiaceae. Bases 1 to 324 code for a protein of 107 amino acids. The transcript has a single exon. The record is from RefSeq and is a predicted model, not a curated record.
AUGUCCAAAUUUCGCCUAGUGCUGAACAAGGAUAUCCUGUCUAACGAGAACCUACCCAAACCACGCGCACGUCGCCCUCGUCAUGUGGAGAUGCACGAUGCCAAUGCGGUAGUUCGCCUUAAUUAUGCACUGCCUUUAUCCGUACACAGUGUGCUAUUUCGCAUCGCUCGGCCAGCCGCUUUCGUCAUUGGUGAAGUAGUUCACGACAUGGUUUCUCAAAGUGGCGGCAGGCGUCCAUUGCGAUGGGCCGUCGAGCUGCGAGUCACACCCACACCACACCCAGAUCUUCGUCAGUGGCACCAGUCCAUCUUUGGGACCACAUAG